AUGCUGCCUGUUGCCCUGUAUGGCCUGGAGGUGCCUCCAGGCGGAAUCUUGAUUCCUGCCAUGCAGGAGGACAGCUUCCCCGAUGCUGCUUUCCGCAUCACCAUGGCUGCUCUCGACCCCACGGCUACACCGGAAGCCGAUGAGGAGGGAAACAUCCCCGCCGUCCCCCGUGCCACUCUAAAGCUCGUGCGCCAGAGAUCUCCCGAUCUUGACGAUGAGCUCGAUGACGAGUACCUCCAGCAGCUCAUGGGCGGCGGCUCUGACUCGUCUGACGACGAUGAUGAGGACGAAGAAGAGGAAGAGGAAGCCAAUGGCGGCCCCAGCGACCCUUCUAAAUCCAAGAAGGCCAAGCAGGCAGCUGCUCUCAAGAAGCUCAUUGCAGCCGCCAAGGCUGAGGAUUCGGACGAGGAGAUGGCUGACGGCGCAGAGACCAACGGCAAGCCCAAGAAGAAGGGCAAGGAGCCCGCCACCUCGAGCGAUGAUGAUGAUGAUGACGAGAGUGAAGACUCCGAGGAACUCGACAUGGAAGACUUCGUCGUGUGCACUCUUGACACCGAGCGUAACUACCAACAAACGCUUGACAUCACCAUCGGCCCCAACGAGAAGGUCUUCUUCGUUGUGAUUGGUACCCAUACCAUCCACCUUACGGGUAACUAUGUUAUCGAUGCCGAUGAGGCGCCCGAUUCGGACAAGGACUCUGAGUAUGACUCGGAAAACGACUUCCCUGAGGCUCUCGAGGAGAUGUACGGUCAAGGCUCAGAGUCCGAGGAUGAUCUCGACGGCCUGGAGGACCCCCGGAUCAAGGAAAUUGAGUCCGAUGAGGAGGUCCCGAAGCUGGUGGAAGGCAAAAAGGGCAAGAACAAGCGGCCGGCCGAGGAUGCGACCGAGGGUCUCGACGCCAUGAUUGCCAAGGCUGACGCUGCUGGCGAGACUAAGCUCACCAAGAAACAGCAGAAGAAGCUGAAGAACAACAAGGGCGAGCCUGUUGUUGUCGAUGAGAAGAGCCCCAAGGCCGACAAGAAGGUCCAGUUCGCCAAGAACCUGGAGCAAGGUCCUACUGGUCCCGCCGCCAAGGGGGCAUCGCUCGGUGUCAAGGUUGUGCAAGAUGUCACCAUCGACGACCGCAAGCUUGGUAGCGGCCGAACUGUGAAGAAGGGCGACAAGGUCGGCGUUCGAUACAUUGGCAAGCUACAGGAUGGCAAGGUCUUUGACUCCAACAAGAAGGGCAAGCCGUUCAGCUUCUCUGCUGGUACUGGCCAAGUCAUCAAGGGCUGGGACAUCGGUAUCCAGGGCAUGGCCGUUGGCGGCGAGCGUCGCUUGACGAUUCCCGCCAAGCUUGCCUAUGGCAGCAAGAGCCAACCUGGCAUCCCGGCCAAUUCGACGCUGACGUUCGACAUCAAGUUGUUGGAAAUUAAGUAA
Molecule: messenger RNA, 1419 nt
Organism: Pseudomassariella vexata
Lineage: Eukaryota; Fungi; Ascomycota; Sordariomycetes; Amphisphaeriales; Pseudomassariaceae
Exons: 4
Coding region: 1-1419 (472 amino acids)
Cellular component (GO): chromatin; nucleolus
Molecular function (GO): macrolide binding; peptidyl-prolyl cis-trans isomerase activity
Source: RefSeq, a predicted model, not a curated record